GUCUCGGGAAUCGGCCCGAAAUGCAAUUAAUUCCUAGCGCUGAAUUAAGUAAUAAUACAAAGGCCAAUAGUAAAGUCCAAACUUAACAGUUACAGCAGACACAAGCUCUCGCGUCUUGUCGAAGUGCAAACCGAGUCAAUAAAAGAAACCACAGUUAUAUUACUUCUGCGCAGAAUUAUCAACGCGAGAAUUUGCACGAUGAAGUUAUCCGAAGUGUUUGCUUGGACAGAACAAGUCGAUCCACGAACGAAGGAUUGGCCGCUGGUCAGUCCGAUAUAUCACAUUCUAUUUAUAAUAUUUAUUUAUUUUUUUCUGGUUUUUUAUUGGAUUCCCCGAUAUAUGAAAAACAAACCGCCUUAUAAGUUAACGACAUACAUAAAGUGCUACAACGUCUUCCAAGUCGUGGUGAACAGUUGGCUGGUGCGAGAACAUAUAGCUGCCGGUUGGCUGAAAAAUAUACCGUUCACUUGUGUGGUUACAACUUAUUCUUACGAAUUUCCUCAUUAUAAGUUUGCUCAAAUCAUAUGGUGGGUCUUAUUGUUGAAAAUAGUAGAUCUUACAGAAACGAUAGUAUUCGCAUUGAGAAAGAAAGAUAAACAAAUUUCGACACAUCAUGUGUAUCAUCACGUAUCAACUGUGCUGCUAUUGUGGGUGAGCGUAAAGUAUGUUUCUGGCGAAUCGUCGACGUUCAGCACGCUUCUUAACUGCAGCGUGCAUAUGUUGAUGUAUACCUUUUAUUUUCUCGCGGCAUUCGGGCCGCGCGUUCAAGCGAUUAUUUCACCAUUCAAACAAUUCGUCACCAUAAUUCAGAUGGUGCAGUUGUUUGCUAUAAUAAUCUACUCUCUACAAAUAUUAGCGCCUGGCUGUAACACAUCAAUAGCAUUUCCUACAAUAAUACUUGUGAAUGUUGCAAUAAAUUUGUAUAUGUUUUAUAAAUUUUAUCGAAAAACUUACAUAUCAAAAAUGAAGCAAUGAAGAAAGAAAACAACAAGAUUGUAAAAACGACAAACAAAUUUAUAUAUAAUUAUUUUUAUUUGUAAAAAGUGAA
Messenger RNA from Linepithema humile (Argentine ant), 1048 nucleotides. The record is from RefSeq and is a predicted model, not a curated record. NCBI's taxonomy places the organism in Eukaryota, Metazoa, Arthropoda, Insecta, Hymenoptera, Formicidae.